Molecule: messenger RNA, 11428 nt
Organism: Octopus bimaculoides (California two-spot octopus)
Lineage: Eukaryota; Metazoa; Mollusca; Cephalopoda; Octopoda; Octopodidae
Product: H(+)/Cl(-) exchange transporter 3
Biological process (GO): chloride transport; transmembrane transport
Cellular component (GO): early endosome; plasma membrane; synaptic vesicle
Molecular function (GO): voltage-gated chloride channel activity
Source: RefSeq, a predicted model, not a curated record
UCAAGCAAGCAAGCAGGAAGAAGCAGGUUUAUUCAACUGAUGCACACACACACACAGGAGGCCCCUAUCGUUACAUGAUUACACAAAUUCUCUUCAGGGAAAUAUACUUAACCCAAACAGUAACCCCCCUCUCUUUCUCUCUCUCUCUCCUCUCGCUGUGUGUAUAUAUAUUUAUAUAUAUAUAUAUAUAUAUAUAUCCUCUCUCUCAAUCACCUAUCAUACCAUUUCAUGUCAAUUCCCCUUCAUUUCCCCUACCCCCAUAAUAUCCCUCUCCCACACUCUCACAUCUUCUCCAUGUCACACUGAGCCCUCAUUUCUCUAUUUUUUUUCAAAACUUCACACUCAAGUCUUUCACUGGAACUUCUUUUUCUUCUUCUUCUUCUUCUUCUUCUUUUCCCUCCAUUUUCUUAUCACACUGGACAAAACUGUUGUUUAUAAUUAAUUGAAAUUGGUUAAAUUUUGUAAUUUUCUCAACCCUAAUCACUCCCACCCACCCUGCAUUGUUUCUUUCUUUUUCUUCAUCUUUCUCCUCUUCAUUUUUGUUCUAUAUUUUCUUCUUUCUCUUCCUUUCUUCUUUAAUGUUUUUUCUUUUUGCUGUCAUAAAAUAUUUGCUUAACAUUUCUCGCGAAUGGCCUCUUCCACCCAUUUUUUUUCCCCCACAACUUAUCAACUUCGAAGAAUUGUUGACGAAACCAUUUCUAAUUCUUUAAUGCCUUCUUUCAGACUGAUAACCCCACAACACAUAAUCCUUGCAAACAUAUUUGCUGUUUGCCUUGACACUAUUUUUCUUUUUUUUUUUUUAAUCCUAGUAUUGGUUUGGAACUGGUAGAUCUGAAUUUUGGGACCAACUCUGGGGACAAAUUCGGGGCUCUGGCUGUAAAUUAUACCUUUAUUCAUUCCUUCAUCUUGUUCAGAUUUCUUGGAUGUAUAUUCUGUGUAAAUGACAGCAAAAAAUAUCUUGUCUCCAAACCCUUCUCCCUCACCUCAAGGGAUAAACCUUCAAUUUGAAUGGCGAAAGGUGCAACAUCAAUCAUUAGUCUUUACUCAUGCUUGACUGUGAUUGCCCUCCCUGCAACCAGUUACAUUACAGGAUUUUUUGUGUUAAGUAUUCAGUUUCUUGAAUGACACUUCACUGAGGUCAUACAUACAUUUAUGGGGAAAGAGAGAGAGAGAGAGAACAAAGGGUUUUCUUUCUCUGUACACCCCACCACCACCACCACCAUGCACCCUACUGGUAUGUCUGCUUUCCAAAUCCACCUGAGAUUCUGGAUUUAAUGAGACUCGCUGCUCGUUCUGGAUGGUGAGGCAGCAUAAUAAACCCUGCACAUCUUCUUCGCUUCACAGCCACUGCAUUCUUACCCUUCUUUCAUAACAUCCCUGUAAUUUUGUUCCUCGGAUCUCGUUGGGGAGUAAAAAAAAAGACAGAAACAGAAAACCUUUAAAAAAAAAAAAGCUUAAAAAAUGACGCUUAUUGAUAUGUACCAUACUUUGGUGGAGAAAUAUGAAGAUUUGGAUUCAGGGUCCACAAAUUUGAUGGACACCCUUGAUGACCUGCCGCCAGGAAUAGGACAGUAUGAUGAUUUCCACACCAUUGACUGGUUGCGGGACAUUGCACGGGAUCGCAUGCGCCAUCGCAACAUUAUCAAGAGAAAAGCCGAUGGAUUGUGGGAGAAAAUCAAGAGUGCUCACGACGCUUGGUCAGGCUGGGUUUGUGUCCUGCUGGUUGGAGUUGCUGCCGGUUUGAGUGCUGGCAUCAUUGAUAUUGGGACAACGUGGAUGUCAGACUUGAAAGAAGGUAUUUGUUUAGAUGCUUUCUGGUUGAACAGAGAACAGUGUUGCUGGUCAGUUGUCAACACCACAUUUGAUGAGGCUGCAAACUGUUCACAGUGGUACACCUACGCCAAAUUAUUUGGGAUAACCAACAGUCAGGGAGCUGGUUCCUACAUUGUUGAAUAUAUGUUAUAUGUUGUUGUGGCAUUAACACUUGCUGCACUUGCUGCAAUGUUGGUGCGUGUGUUUGCUCCAUAUGCCUGCGGUUCAGGUAUUCCUGAGAUAAAAACUAUUUUGAGUGGCUUCAUUAUCCGAGGCUACCUAGGGAAAUGGACAUUAAUGAUCAAAUCAGUUGGGAUGAUGUUAGCUGUAUCUGCAGGCCUUAGUCUUGGUAAAGAAGGCCCCUUUGUUCAUGUAGCAUGUUGUUGUGGGAACAUUUUUUCCUACUUGUUCCCUAAAUAUGGGAAGAAUGAAGCUAAAAAGAGAGAGGUCCUAUCAGCUGCUGCUGCUGCUGGGGUCAGUGUAGCGUUUGGUGCCCCAAUUGGUGGGGUGUUGUUCAGUCUAGAAGAGGUCAGCUACUAUUUCCCAUUGAAGACCCUAUGGCGUUCCUUUUUCUGCGCCUUGGCUGCAGCCUUUGUCCUUCGUUCGCUGAAUCCAUUUGGUAAUGACCAUCUUGUCAUGUUCUACAUAGACUACAAUGAACCAUGGUACCUUCAGGAGCUCAUACCAUUUAUACUUCUUGGAGCAUUUGGUGGAUUGUAUGGUAGCUUCUUUAUAAAGUUUAAUAUUAUGUGGUGCAGAUAUCGCAAAACUUCCAACCUGGGCAAAUAUCCAAUUGUUGAGGUUUUGGUUGUUACAUUUAUUACGGCUCUUCUCAGUUUUCCCAAUCAGUAUACAAGAAUGAAUUCCAGUGAAUUGAUCCGUCUUCUCGUUAACCGUUGUGGACCAGAAGGAACUCGAGAAUUAUGUGACUAUAACCGUAGUAUAACAAAUGUGAACAUCUUUGGAGGAAGUGCCGUUGCUGGUGACGGGGUCAUCCGUGCAGUUUGGCAGUUAUGCUUGGCGCUACUCUUUAAAUCUAUUAUCACCAUUUUCACUUUUGGCCUUAAAGUGCCAUGUGGUUUGUUUAUUCCCAGUAUGGUUGUUGGUGCCAUUCUUGGCCGCAUAGUUGGUAUUGGCACUGAACAGUUGGUUGUAGCAAAUAGGGAUUCCUGGUUUUUUUCCAAUAUGUGUACAUCUCAGGAGAUGUGUACAGUUACUCCAGGUCUGUAUGCCAUGGUUGGGGCUGCUGCAGCACUUGGAGGGGUGACAAGGAUGACAGUGUCUUUGGUUGUGAUAAUGUUUGAGCUGACAGGUGGGUUGCAGUACAUUGUACCCAUGAUGCUUGCCGUGAUGACAAGUAAAUGGGUUGGGGAUGCUCUUGGCAAGGAAGGAAUCUAUGAUGCCCAUAUACGACUGAAUGGUUACCCUUAUUUAGACAGCAAGGAAGAAUUCACCCACACAACAAUGGCAGCAGAUGUGAUGCGGCCUCGGUACUGGCGAUAUGGACUGGGCGUGCGAAGUGACCCACCCCUCUGUGUUAUAACUCAAGAUUCAAUGACAGUUGAAGAAAUUGAAUGUGUUCUUCGAGAGACUGAACAUAAUGGUUUUCCUGUUGUUGUAUCCAGAGAAUCACAAUAUUUGGUUGGAUUUGUUUUGCGUAGAGACCUUAAUAUUGCUAUUACCAAUGCUCGUAAAAUCCAAGACGGCAUUGUCAGCAACUCGUGUAUUUAUUUCUCAUCUCAUACUCCGUCAAAUCAAGGAGUAAUGGCACCUGCAGCAUUGAAAUUAAGAAGAAUUUUAGAUAUGGCUCCAAUUACAAUAACAGAUCAAACUCCUAUGGAGACUGUUGUAGAAAUGUUCCGUAAACUCGGUCUCAGACAAACAUUGGUUACUCAUAAUGGGAGACUUUUAGGCAUCAUAACAAAAAAAGAUGUCCUCAGGCAUAUUGCACAGUUACAAAAUCAAGACCCUGAAUCGAUCCUAUUCAACUAGUACCGCCAGGCCCUUGGCACACUAACUAGGCAAUAGUCUGACUAUGGAGUUUUAAUGACACACAUACAAGAAAUAUGGUCUUCUGACACUCCACCAGAGGAUGCUUUUUUCCAUGGCUCGGCUGCAGCAUCCAACAUCACCGGUCACCAUUGCUGACAAUCUUUUAUUGCUGCCAGUCUGUCUCUCUCUGUCCCUUUCUGUGUUUGUUGGUUCACUCUGGAGUCGGGGUUUUGGUGAUGGCUGAUUUUUAGGGAGCCAACAACGUAAUUAUAUUUAUUAUUAUUAUUAUUAUUAUUAUUAUUAUUUUCAACACAAUAAACACACACGUCAACACGUAGACAUACAAAUACAUAAAAAUUGUGUGUGUGUGUGUGUGUGUGCAUAUAUAUAUACACACACACACACACAUACAUAUAAACUCAUUCAAAGCUGUGGAUCUAUUCAUUAAAGACAAAAAAGAUGGUUUGUGCCAGUGCGAAUCUCAGAGUAGUAAUGGAGCUGAAUCAUUAGCUUUGAACAAAUAAACAAACUCUACUAGAUAUAUAUUGCAUAAUGUUUCUCCUGUUUGUAUGCUUAAAUGUGUGUAUAUCUAUUUAAAUGUAUACACACAUACAUAAUUGUUUAUGUGUGUGUAUAUAUAUAUACACACACAGUCAUAUCCAUCUACCUUGUAACACCAUUAUGUAAAUUUCCUUAUACCUGGCGUAAUCUUGUAAACUUUUUUUUAAAAGUAAUUCUUUGCUACUGUCUUUUUCAGCAGAUGAAGACAAAAAUUAAUCAUCUCUUGUAGAGUCUUUAAUGAGAGACAAAACUAGUGAUUUUGAUUCUAUUUCCAAGAUGCCGAAAGCCUUGUCAUUUAACUAUGGCACCUACCUUCGCUUUGAGAUUAGAUGUGUGUGUGUGUGUGUGUGUGUUUAUUUAACAUAUGGCUAUGACUUUCGCAUGCAUACUUUCUUCAGAAUUCACAUUGCAUUGGUACUCUAGUUAUUACUUACACACACACACACGUAUUUGAAUUCCACACUGCCCUUUGAGAGCUGUGAUAUUUUGCUGUGAGAACCUUGACCUAACGCUAACCCCUUUGUUUCACUAUGAUAUCUCAAGCUAUUUGUAAGGUGUUUGUGUCAUCAACAUGGGCGAAUAAAAGAGACUAACCAAUCAUCAGUCACAAUGAGAGCCCCACUCCUACACAUACACACACACACACCCUGUCACAAGUCUUAGAUAUCUGUUCUUUUGCAGUUCCAUCAACAGACUUUUAUUUUGUUAUUUUUGUGGGGAAGACGGAGGUAUUUAUUUACUUUAUUUUUUUUUUGUUCAAUUAAUCAGGCAAUUUAAUUAAUUAUAACAGUUGUUAAUUAUACAUUUUUUCUCUGUCAUUAUAUAUCCCUUAAUAUUAUUUAACAUACAUAAAACAAACAGGUCAUUCCUUUUUAUUUUCAUUUUUUUGUCUGUGUUUUUCUUUCCUUUUAACAUAUUUCAGUUUGAUUUUUGGAAAGAAAAAUUCAAACCCCAAAUUUCUCCCCUUUUCCCUAUGUAAGCCCUUAUUUUUGUUAUUUAUGGGUUUUUACUCAGAACCUGAUGACGCUCCCCACUCUUCCCUCCUGUCCAUAAAAGAUAAAAUUUUACUAAUUUACUUUUCCUCUCUUACCUCCCACCCUCUCCCUAUCCCCACCACUGCCAUUCGACAGAUCUAUUUCCUUAUUAGAUUCUUUUACCAGUUUCAGUCAUCUGACUGUGGUCAUACUGGAGCAAUACUUUCAUGUUUUAGUUGAUCAUAUUGUCUCCUGUACUUGUAGAGGUUUAUAUUUUCUUGACUGGUUCAGUUUUACAUUUUAGCAAAAAGAUCGCAACUUGGACUGUCUUGCACUGUUACACACACACACACAUAUAUAUAUAUAUAUAUAUAUAUAUAUAUAUACAAGCACUAAACUAGUGCAUGCCUGUAUAUAUAUAUAUAUGUAUAUAUAUAUAUAUAUAUAUAUAUAUGUGUAUAUACACACAUACAAACACACGUGUGUGUGUGUAUAGUUGUAAAUGAGUGUCACUGUAAGUUUAGUUGUGUCAUUCAUUUUCAAUGUUUUCUGAAAACAUCUUCAGCCAUAGCACUGUCUAUAUUCAAAGGACUAUGGGGGAACAUGUUACGUUACUUGGAAACAGAUGAAGGUUGCUGACAGGAAGGCCAUCCUGCCAUAGCAAAGUCUGCCUCAAAUCAUAUCAUCUGAUUUGUGCAAUCAUAGAAAAGUGAACAUGACAAAUAAUGAGGAUGAUGACGAUGACAAAGGGGAUGACAGAUCUUGGAUAGUUUCCAUCAACUGAUUUUUAGACAUUGAGGAUUUGAGGAUGGGGGUGUUGGAUAAAAAAUGUCUUUGCAAUAGUGAAGGAAUACACUAGAUUUGACAGUUACAGAGAAAAAAACCAGCAAGAUGUUGCAGAAGUUUCCUUGACCUAGGUUGUACAACAGGUUGUAGUACCUAUUGUUAACCAUUUUACCAUUCCAGUACUUUGCCUUUGCACUAAUCAUGCCAUAGUCUGACCCCCGUAAAGAACUAAGCAGAUAAAUGUAUUAACAUGUAUGCAUCUAAAUUUGUCUGUGUGCAUGUGUGUGUGUGUGUGUGUGUGUGUAUGUGCAUCAUACAUAUGCACACACACGCAUGCAUGUAGUGUACUGAUCUGUUAUUGGCAAGAUGAACAAAACUCUAUCCAGUGAGAGAUGAAUAUCACUUGCUAAACACGGGAUUCAAAUGCAAUCAGACUAUCAGUUUCACACUAUACAAGCUCGUCUGAUUACUGUUUUAUCAGAGGCAUGAAACUUAUUGUAGCUCACAUUUAAAUCCUGUAGAUAUGAAAUGAUAUAUAAGGCAUAUGUUGUACAAUACAUAUAAAUAUUCAUAGUGCAAAUAUUAGCUGAUACAGAAUAAAAUAUGUUCAGUAGAGAGUAGAAAUGUGUUUAUUAUAACAAAAUAUGACAAUGUACUUGUGUUUUGCCAUUGGCUGACCACAACUGUUGUGACCAACUGAGGGUAAAACUCAGGUGAAUAAUACGGAUAUGUAUUUGAAUUUAGAAACCUGGGAUAAAAGAAAAGGACUUAAUGCAAAGGUCAAGUUUAUAUAUUUAUUUGAAGUUCAAACUUCUUUUUGUUGCUGCCCCGAAUUGGUGAAUUGUCCAAGCAAAAAUGUGAAAUUUGAAGAAGCAACCAAAGAAAGCUUUGGCAACACACAGACACACACACAUUUAUAUAUACAUACAUAAUGAACAACACAGGAGGAACAAGAAUUAACAUAUAGGGUAUAAGCUUAAUGUAUGUAUAUAUGCAUACGGAUAUGUGUAUGUAAGUAUAUAUAUGUGUGUGUAUGUAUAUAUUCAUAUAUAUAUAUAUAUAUAUAAUGUAUCAAUGUGUGUGCAUAAAGCACACACAUUGAUACAUAUAAUCAUAUAUAAAUCACUAAACACUUUCAAAAUAAAACUGUAGCAAACACUUCUAUGUUCUCUGUAUAUCAUUGUAUACAUGUAUAUAUACAUAUUUUUGCAUGUGUGCUUGAAAUGGCUUUGUAUAUAAUACUCAAUAUGACUGAGUGUAUGUGUGUAAUUAAAAUGUCUUUGUAAAUAAUCUUCAAUAAAACUUUAUGUACUGUAUUUAUAUGAAUGACUAUGUGUAUGUAGGCUCAUAUAUAUAUAUAUAUAUAUAUACGUGUAUGUUUGUGUGUGUGUGUGUGUGUGCGCGUGUUAUUUAUGCAUAUAUCCUAUUUGUGUAUAUACAUAUCAAAUUAUAUAUUUGCUAUUUGUGGGAGGGAUUCCCACAAAGAAUAUAUUUCUAUCCUAAACGUGUCAGGCUCUCAUUCUCACUGUCUGAUACUGUUGUGUGUGUGUAUUUAUAAGGUGAAUGUUUGUGCUCACAAGCAGGAAAAGAAGUACUCAAUACAUGAGGUAAAGAAUGUGUUGUACUCAUUUCCAACCCUCACCUUACUGGCAGCAUCUCUGUACACGGCUCGCACAGCUCUCACUAACCAUUCUUCUAUCCCAAGUUUCCUCAUUGACCACCAGAUAAGGGAUCGGGGGACCCUGUCAAAGGCUUUCUCCAUGUCAACGAAAGCCAGAUGCUUCAGCUUCUUAAAUUGUAAUUCUGAGCUUAAUGUUGCUGAGUAUUGUAUCAUUAGAAUAAAUACAUAUAUAUAUAUAUAUAUAUAUAUAUAUAUAUAUAUAUAUAUAUAUAUAUGGACUUCCAAAAGUUUCUCUCAAUUGAAAUCUGUUUUCACCUCUUCCUUUCCCAGCAUCUUUACCACUUGGCUAUCAUCCAUGAAUUUCCCUCCUAAGCUCUCUCUUCUCAUUUCCAUCACUUUUUGUUCCUCAUCUCUCUUCCCCUUCUAUUCUUCUCAUUCUCCACCUUCGCUUUUCUAUCACCAACCUCUCUCUUUUCUUUCAAUCUCUCUCCUCUCUCACUAUCCUUAUUUUCCCCUCCUUUUACAUAUUUUACUCUCUGCUUACACAUGACUGCCUCUCUCUCUCUCUCUCUCUCCCCCCUACCCCCUCUCUACUAUCCUUCCAACAUGAUAGAAAAGUGAAACAAACUAAUAAAAAGAAAAAAAACAAAUUUUAAAUGGAUGCAAGACUGUAGCUUGUGUGUAUAAGAUUUAGUCUACUCUGACCCAGGUAGGGGAUGCCUUAAGUUUCAAAGUCCAUAUUUGUAGAUAAUAAUUCAAUGCUUAUGUUUCUUAUGGAUCUCUCAUCAGUCUGAAGAUGGUGAGGUUGACUUGAGAUCAUGUGAUCCAGAGGGACAGAAUUAAUUGGUAGGGUAUGGGAGGGGGUGCAUUUAGUGGAAAUUUCUUACUAAAUCCUGGCGGUUGCUUAGGUGUCUUAUGUUUCUUUUUUAUGCUGUGUGUGUGUGUUCUUUGUGUCAGACUUAUCACUGUUACAUAUUUGUAGAUUAAUGUGGGUAUGUAUUAGGUAUUGUCAAAGUCGUGUGGAUAUUCUAUUAUACUUUCCUGCAGAUAAGAGAUGAGACUUGAUGUACCAGCAUCAUCUGAAGAUCUUACUUUCACUCUUAUUGUUCAGUUAUAUAUUUUUUUAGAUUUUAAUCCUUCUAAUUUCUGGAAGUUCUCAAUUAGGUAAAGUGUACAUUUUUUUGUUCCUCUGAUGUUAUUAUUAUGGCCAAAUUCCAACCCAGCCUACAUCAACCAAGUCCACCCAGCACACUUCUCGGUCCAUCAUCACUACCUGAAGGUCCUGGAUGUACUCCAGGCUUAGAGUCUGUGAUCAAGUUGUCAAUGUAUGGCAAUGGCUUCUUCUUACAUCACCAUGAAGUGGGUUCUACAAAACUAAUUUGGAUGCUUCCAGUGUAGGAUGGUGCACGCAGUGACCAGAUAGUCACAGCCAUCUUUGGUUGAUCUUCUCACUAACUUUUGGCAGGUCUCCUUAAAGCCAUUCAUUUGUUAUAUGUUGCUGUUGUGUUUCAUCCAUUUCCUUAGACAUGAAGUGCUGUAUCAUCAGUGAAGUCCAGGUCAGUGAUGGUUACUGCUCGUACUCUCUGCAAUCUUUAUCAGUUCAGGGCGAGACCAAGGUCUUUGUCACUGUUGUCUAUUAGCCUGACACGUUGCAUAAUCCAAUACAAUUGCAAACAGGUAUGGUGCAAGUGUAUCUCCUUGUAGCUCCUCAGCUAGUAUUUGAAACAAUUCUGUUUCUCCAUCAGAUGAUAACAAACAAGCUCUGCACUUCUCAUAGGUCUUUGCAAUGACAAAAACUAGUUCUUUUGGAAUGCCAUUUUCUCAAAGAAUCUUCAACAUUUUGUAACGAUGGAUGCUGUCAAAUGCUUUGCUGAAGUCCGCAAAGGUUAUAACAGCAAGUAACUGUCUUGAUAUAACUACUUCUCUGAUAAACCUCAGGGCUAAAAUAUGAGGUGUUGCGGAUCUCCUUAGUCUAAAUCCAUUUUGAUUUGGUCUCAGAUGGUUAUAACUUCAGGUGGAGGAGGAUUCCCUCAGGACCAGCAGCUUUUCUCCCCUUCAAUUCAUUCUUGGCACUCUGAAGUUCUUCCAAAUCAAAGGUCCAGUUUUAUAUGUGAGCUCAUUGAAAACAGGUUGAAUCUCUUCAACUUCAUUGCUUACAAGGAGAGACUUUCUGAGCAAUUGACUGAAAGGUUGACACCACUUUUGGACACACUCCUCUUUGCUCUUUCCAUCUUUGUUGCUUUCCUUCUUCUGCUCAUUGAUCAAUUUCCAGCUUUCCCUGUGCAUUGACUUUGUAUCUGCUGCUUUGACUUGGUCGAUCACGCAGUCCAAUUGCUGUUCCUCAAUGGUGUCAUAGGCAUUUUGAAGAAUGGCUUUGGCAGCUUGUAAUUCCAGCCUAUGUUCUCCAUUUGGCUUCUCUUGAUAACAGUUAAAUGCACUUUGCACAUUAUUCUAUGAAUAUGCCUCCUACUUUGAUGACUGCUUCAAUUUGGGAUCAGAAUCAUUGACAUUCCGUCACCAAAUGGUCCAUAUUCAUUUCAGAUAUCACCUGGACAGUGGCAGCCUUCAGUGAAGCUAUAGUAUUGUGAGGAUGUCGAUUAGUCUCUCUUUCAACAAGGUCCCAUACAUAAUGGGCCAUGGGAUUAAAGUGUGAUGAGUUCCAAGGCUACUAGUUUGGUGUUAAUGAUCAUAAAAAAUGUUUGUGUUAUAUAGGCUUUUAGAGAAGGUGCUGAGUCUUGUUGGAACAUGUGUGACCUACCACUGCAUUCAUUGUCCAUCCAGGCCUUAAUAACUGCCUACAAGACCUCAAUUCUAGAAUCCUGUGUGACAAUGAGGUGCUACAGCAUGACUGUUGUUACUCACCACUUCUAAAGCCACCAUAGUUGCUGGCAACUUAGUGUGCAUCACUCUGCAGACAUCAGAAGCAUGUGCACAUAACCCUUUGUCAUUUCUCCUCUUAGAUUUUUGGUCUUAGUCAAAGUUUUUCUCAUCCAAACAACCAAAGUAAGUCUUGUUCAUGGAGCUUAUUAAACUUGUUAAGUAACCACUUGGAAAUCAGGCAGUUUCCCUGAGUCUGUAGACAUGAAUUGGCCUUUCCUCAGUGCAUACAACUUGGAUGGAAUAUCCUUGUACACUACAGUUCUGAGGUUACCAAUUCCACCCAAAGUUUAUGAACAAAAGUUCUUACAACAUUUAGAAAGCUGGUAAUUUCUAAAUUUCUAUGUUCCACAAAUAUGGCAACAAUGUCUGUAUUUCUUCAUUUCUUGUGUUAGCAUUUUGUCUUUCACAGGGGAUCUGAAAGGAAUAAAAAUUUUUUAAUUGGCUUCAAGAGAGUAAUGUACUGAUUAGUGAAGUGUCCUCAUACCCGUCACACUCUGUACACAUAAGCAGAGUGUGUCUCUGUGUGUGUGUGUGUGUGUAUUUAGAGAAUGUAAUAACUGCUAUAUCAUGGUAUCUUGCUAAUAUUCAAGAAUUUGGAGACAGCAAUUUUCAAUGAACUUUCAUAGUAACAAGAUCUCCAACAGCUGUGAAAGCCUACUGGAAAACAGUGAAGCCAAAGACCUUGACAUGUAACCAAGCUACAGGUGAAACAUAUGUAUAGAUACUCUGUGAUUGUAUUGAACCAUUUGGUGUGUUAUAUGAAAAAAUAAAAUAGCAUUUAACCAUUUUGUCUACAAAUAUA